Messenger RNA from Guillardia theta CCMP2712, 903 nucleotides. RefSeq lists its product as hypothetical. The record is from RefSeq and is a predicted model, not a curated record. The transcript is spliced from 7 exons. Lineage: Eukaryota; Cryptophyceae; Pyrenomonadales; Geminigeraceae. The coding region runs from base 1 to 903 and encodes 300 amino acids.
AUGGCGGGGCCUCUGGGAGGGCUGCCGGUGCGGGAGGCGUACAGGAAGGCGCGAGUGAACCCAGACGAGGUUGACAUGGAGGGGCUGGGACUAGACAUCACCACAUGCUCCAAGGAGAUCCUCAUCAGGCCCAAGAAAAACGUGUGGGGUCGCCCCGUGCCUGUUGGGCCGAGGGACUUGCUCAAGGCCAUGGGGUACUCGGAGAGCGGCUACCUCCUCCCUCUGAAGCACUGGAAGCCCGGCCUGAAGGAGGGGAACCACCCCUGCUGGCUCGAGGAAGGAGACGAGAAGGUUCCCAAGUGUGCACACAGGAUCCCGUACGUGACGGCGACGGGGAACUCAGUUACUCCCUUCGUGGGCUUCGAGAAGGUGGACGACCUUGGGGCCUGCGUGCGAUUCACAUCGCCGUAUGUGUAUAUAGGAAGAGAGAGGCAGUGGUUCCGACUAACAGGAGACCACCCUCCGGAGGAGACGAGGCAGCUGACAGUGAGGCAUCUGUCGUAUCUGCUGGGGCUGGUGUACGAGGAAGGGACCUUGGAUUGCGAGUACGGGUGGGUGCGCAAGUACCCCAAGACCGCCCAUGAGCAGCUGGCGCAGCUGUACUACAACGGCCUGCAGGAGCACUCGCCCUCCUACUCCAUCUACUACCUGGCCGGGAGGAGCUACAACGACAUCCUGAGCUUCGAUGCGAGGAAAGCAGAGUUCAGCCCCGAAGAGCUCGCCAAGAAGAAGCGAGAGGAGCAGCGGGCCAAGGAAGUUGCCAUCCAGCAAGAGCGAACGAGAGCACUGGAGCGCCAGACGCUGCUCAAGGAGCUGGCAUCGAUGGCGAAGCAGGAGGACGAAGACUUCCGGAAGAGCUUGAGGAACAAGCAGCUGGACGGUCGGGAGGAGGCGCGCAUGUGA